This is a messenger RNA of Nothobranchius furzeri (turquoise killifish), 3549 nucleotides long. RefSeq lists its product as uncharacterized. NCBI's taxonomy places the organism in Eukaryota, Metazoa, Chordata, Actinopteri, Cyprinodontiformes, Nothobranchiidae. Gene Ontology annotation, biological process: binding of sperm to zona pellucida; prevention of polyspermy. Gene Ontology annotation, molecular function: structural constituent of egg coat; acrosin binding. Gene Ontology annotation, cellular component: egg coat. The record is from RefSeq and is a predicted model, not a curated record.
UUAAUUAUUCGCGUCGCGCGCAGGUGACUCCUAAGUGCGCACAAGAGCCUCUUCAAAGCGGCGAUGUCUUGCAAGUUAAAAGCGAGAAUAAGUGUGUUUGUUUUAGUCAUCCCAUGUUAUUUUUAUACAUUUCAGCUUUGCUAUUCCGUAAGUUUAGGGCGGAGGAAAGAUGGCUCGUCCUCUGACCGAGCUGACCCGACCGGGUGGGACGACCGCCGACUGCAGCCACCGUCCCACGCUGUGGUCCAACAGGUGACGUGGAACCCCAACCCCGGUCUGCCUGGACUAUUGGAGGCUUGGGAUGGGUUUUCCGCUGCUGGUCACACGCGCACACACGUCGGCGAGCCAGAACCAGAUCAAACUGGUGACAACUUCACGCUUAACAGCAGGACUUGGACGCUUGGCGAGGUCUGGGCGGAGGAAAGGGCGUCGGCGCCACACUUUGAAGAUGGAUAUCAAGCAGACUUUGCAGGUUUUUCUGAGGUUCAGGGGAAGGUUGAGGGCCUGUCGCCUGAUUCCAGCCCAUACUUCUCAGACUGGGAAGUGAUGAGCCCUCUGGUGGAUUGCGGUGAUGACGACAUGACUUUGACUGCUUCUGGUCCAGGAUUUAUGCACCUGCAAGUGGACAGAAGAAGCAACUCUCCCCUCUCCAUCUUCCAGCUGCCUUCCUUCUGUGGUUACUCGGUGAAGGCAUCAUGGAGUGAUUUGGAGAUGAUUGUGCCGUAUGACGGAUGCUACAUUCUCCAGGAGAAUGGUAGUUAUGUGCUACCCAUGCUGUGGUUGGGAUCCCCGUUGAAGCUGUCCUGCCCGAUGAUGUCUGCAGGUCCCCCCCUGCACUCCAUGGAUGUCCCAUCUGUCUUCUGCUCCAGCUACGGCAUGGCAGUUCAGAUUCAGGGACAGGAGCAUGAUCUGCCACUGAUGGGUGUUGUUGUGAAUGGAGCAAGAGGUCCAUUUGUUUCUGAAAUGUGUGCACUCCAGGUUGAUUCCCAACCUCAGGAGUUUAUGUUCCUCAUCGCCCACAGUGCUCCGUGUCUCAUUGCUGAUGAUAACCUGCAACUUCAGCUGUUAUUGGAUGAUCACCACUAUGUGCUCUCCUGCCCAUUCACUCCUCAAUUUCCCAGUGUUCCCACUCUUUCUUCUGGCCACCCACCAGAUCCCAUCAAACCCAGUCUAACCCCCCCUCUUUCUCCCCCAUCUCAGACUUCUGAUGUUUACCUCUCCCCAGGAUCCCAGCUCCAGCCCUUCCAGCAUCCUUCUGGAUCUGAGAAGUUGCCCUCUUUUGGUAACCAGCUGCAUUACCCUCUUCCCCCUAAUCCUUUUGAAAACACUGAUCAUGUUUUUAAAUGGCCUGAUCAGCCUCCUCAGCAUCCAUAUGUUCUUAAUUAUCCUCAUGUUCCAGUCUAUUACAUAGCAUCAGCUCCAAAAGCUGAAGAUGUCCGACACCCAGCAGCUUCUCAUUAUAUUCCAUACUACCCUCCUGAAACCACUGCUGCACCAGUAACCCAGCCUCCACCGUCCCCUCCACCAAAUCAACCCAUGGGUUAUCCGUCCCAAACCAGUCCAGUUCAUCCUCCUGUACCCCCCUACCAUGAGACGGCUUUCUAUUCUACUGCUGCUCCACCACCCGUUCCCACCUCUAAUGCUCCAGAAUACCCCCCCAAACAGUUUUAUCUCCCCCCCUACUUUCAGCUGCCUACAGGUGUGUCACCUCCCAGGGAGGAGCCUCGGGAACCACCAGGCUACCAUCCUCACCCCUUACCACAAUACCAGGUCCCCUAUCUGUCUUUACCUCGCUAUCCGAACAUCCAGCCUCCACCAAAGAGAACUCCCUACACUAUGAGCACACCCCCAGACUGGCUCACGGCUCACUCUCCACGUCUCAAGUGUCUGAAAGAGAGGAUGAUGGUGUUUCUGCCGUUCGCUGACCCGCAGUCCCUACAAGUCAGAGACAACCUGAACACAUGGCAGUUCCUGUCCAGUGUCCCCCCCCAGUGUGGUUACAUGCUGCAGAGGACUGCAGGCUAUGGGUUAGUCCUGCAGUCUCCUCUGCCUUCCUGCCACAGUCUGCUACAGACUCCUACAACCAUUUCCUCACUCAUAAAGUAUUGGGACUUCUCAGUUGGGCAGAAUCGGACUCUGGAUCUGCUAUGUCCAUAUCAGAGUGCCCCUGAAACUCCAGCUCCAGUGGUUUCAGUCAAACACCCGACCCCGCCAAGCCCCUCCAUCAGCCCGCCAGUUUCAAGAACGGAGGUCUUCUGCUCUUUCCAGCAUAUGAAAGUAGUGCUUCCCCCUGGUCCCACUAAAGAAAUCUUUCUUAAAGACAUCAAGGGGAAUCUGAUGAACCUCCUUGAAGCUCCAAAGGAUUGUGGGUAUUAUCCAAGCGAGGGCAAGGAUGGCAGAAUCCAUUUGUUCCUGCAGCUGCAUUCCCACUGUCAAAUGAGCGUCCAGGGUGAAAAGUACGUUGUCAGUGUGAUCUACAUGACCGACGGUGGGAAAAAGGAGGCUCAGGUUUCCUGUCCAGUUGUAACUCCAAGGUCUGAGCAAGAGUGCAACCUUCCUAGUGAAUAUCGCCUCCCCUGUGGAUCCAGCUCCAUAUCCCAGACACAGUGCCUCUCCAUGGGCUGCUGCUUCAACAAGCACCCCCCUGCCUGCUACUACCCCAUGGAUGAGUGCACUAUUGACCGCCACAUGAUCUUCUCCGUGCCUGCCUCCCUCACCGACCCCCCUCUCUCUCCUGCUCUGCUUGUUGCUGCAAACAACGCCACCUGCAAACCUCUGAGAGCGACCACCAAGUACGCCCUGUUCAAUAUCCCAAUGGAUGGCUGUGGGACACGCAGAGUGGUUCUGGGGAAGACGGUGGUCUAUAUGCUGGAGAUCACCAACGUGGUGCAAACUGUCAGCCUCAACUAUGGCACCAUCACUAGGGAUUCUCCUGUCAGGUUGUUGGUGGAGUGCAGGUAUGUGCCAGGAACCGUUCUGAGUGUGGGCUACGUGGUAAAAACUCCCACCUUUGGUCCUGAAAUUCAUACUCAGGGGGUGUUUGGUGUUCAGCUUAGGAUUGCCAAAGAUGCCGAGUACAGCAGCUAUUACCCACAGUAUCACCAGCCCCUGCACAUGCUGCUGGGGAAACCCCUCCACCUCGAAGUGCGGCUCCUCAACUCCCCCGACCCCAGUUUGGUGUUGCUGGUGCAUUUUUGUGUGGCCUACCCCCGCUCUGGGAAAGCUGUGUGGGUGUUGCUUUACAACGGAUGCCCCAAUCCUUUAGACCCGGCUCCGCCUCAGACGGUGAUGAGUGAUCCGAAACCACCUUCUCCACGGAGUCAGACCCGCCGAUUCACCAUUAGCACCUUCCAGUUCCUUCCUGAUGGUGAGCUGAAGGACAUGGAUGAAGAGAUCUACUUCAUGUGUUCAACGGAAAUCUGCUCUCCACACGAUGGGCCCUGUGUUGAGGGAUGCUUUGGUCAUUGAUGUUGCAAGAAGGAUGCUUGAAAUCAGUCCAUGACAAUCUGACGCUACUCCUUUAACCACCAAUAAAAGCUCUUAGUCAUC